UAAACAGUCAUGGAUAAACAUGAUAUAAACUCUAUUUCUAAAAAACGUCGGAUAAAUUAUGCUGUAACCGAAGAUAUCCAAAAUCUCAUAGGUGAGCGAGGUUCUAUGGGUGUCCAAUCCAGCUUUCAGAAAACAAAAUGUGCGGAUAAUAUAGUCUACAAAUUAUACUUCAAGGGUUUGGUGAGUGAUGAAACGUCGACAAACAUGAAAAUGAUUGUGAAGGUUGGAUUUGGGGUCGCGAUAUGCGACGAGGCGGAUAACUUAUUCCAUGGCAUAGGUAAAUCACUUAAUGACUCCGUGAAUAACCGCGAAGAAGCAGAUUUUCUUGCACUGAUUACUGGAUUAGAUGAAUCAAUUCGUCGUGGGAUAAUCGGUAGAGAGAAGCCUCAGCAGAAGAUUGUCCAUCUUUUGGAAGAAGUCCAACGCCUUAGAGGGAAACUAGCUUCUACUGGAACUGUUUUGGUUGCGCGAGAUGAUGUUAACUUUGCUCUUAGACUUGCAAUAGACGCACUAGUUUCUGAAAGCAGCAGUAGCAGUGAUGAUAGAGAAAAAACUUGUGCCAUUUGCAUUGAAGAAACCGAUGCUGAGCACAUGUUCUUUACCGACAAAUGCCUUCACCGUCAUUGCUUUUCUUGCGUGAAUAAGCAUGUGGAAGUGAAGCUGCUUAGCGGAACAGUGCCCACAUGCCUUGAAUCUGGAUGCAAAUCUGAGCUCACUCUUGAAAGUUGUAGCCAGGUUUUGACACCAAAGCUGAUUGAGAUGUGGAAACGUAAGAUGGAAGAAGACUUAAUUCCCGAUGCAGAGAAGAUCUAUUGCCCAUAUCCACGCUGCUCAGUGUUGAUGUCCAAAACCGAGCUUUCAAGUGAAGCCGAACAAUCCAAUGUUCGGGCAUGUAUCAAAUGCUAUGGACUCUUCUGCAUUGACUGCAAAGUACCAUCGCAUUCUGAUUUGUCCUGUGCUGAGUACAAGAGACUUCACCCUGAACCUCUAUUUGAUGACAUGGAGUUUAAGUGUCUGGCAAACGAUCAAAUGUGGCGUCAAUGUACUGAGUGUAAGCACAUGAUUGAACUUUCUGAUGGUUGCAACCACAUUACCUGCAGAUAUGAGUUUUGCUACAGAUGUGGGCACGAAUGGACUAAGUACCAAUGUCCUUCCGGUUGCCCGCUUAUGGGCGAUGAUGAAGAUGAAGCUGAAUUUGAUUUUGAUGAUAAUGAUGAGGAGGAUGACAAUGAUGACGAUGAAAAUGAAGCUGAAUAUGAUUUUGAUGAUGAUGAGGAGGAGGACAAUGAUGACGAUGAAUAUUAUGAAGAUGAAGAUUAUGAUGAAAUUGAUUUUGAUGACGAUGAUGAAGACGAAGCUGAAUAUGAUUUUGAUGAUGAUUAUGAAGACGAUGAUGAUGAAGAUUAUGAAGAGGAUGACGAUGACGAUGAUGGUGGCUCAACAUACAGCUUCGAAGAGCUUUGAAGAGAGAUUUUGUGAAUCAUCGAGUCCAAUAUAUGUUGUCCCAAAGAGAUUGAAAUAUGUCAAAUGAGCAGAGAGAUAAGAGCAGAUAAACUCCCAAAUAAUUUUUAGUUUUGAAUAAUUUUUGUAAUGUUCU
This is a messenger RNA of Arabidopsis arenosa, 1597 nucleotides long. The record is from the annotation of a GenBank genome assembly. Lineage: Eukaryota; Viridiplantae; Streptophyta; Magnoliopsida; Brassicales; Brassicaceae.